Ustilaginoidea virens is the source of this 4503-nucleotide messenger RNA. RefSeq lists its product as uncharacterized. The transcript is spliced from 4 exons. The record is from RefSeq and is a predicted model, not a curated record. Gene Ontology annotation, molecular function: ubiquitin protein ligase activity; ATP binding; ATP-dependent chromatin remodeler activity. Gene Ontology annotation, cellular component: nucleus. Lineage: Eukaryota; Fungi; Ascomycota; Sordariomycetes; Hypocreales; Clavicipitaceae. The coding region runs from base 1 to 4503 and encodes 1500 amino acids. Gene Ontology annotation, biological process: protein polyubiquitination; DNA damage response.
AUGCCCAAAAGAGCAGCGGCGCAGAGGUCGCUCAAAGAACCUACAUCAGCAGGCUUGGAGGUGGGCGUAGACGACGCGGUUCCGCGUGAGAUUGUCGACUGUCUCGCCCGUCUUGCCUCAGCCUCGCGAACCCAAGCCCAGAAUGACUCGGGCUCGAACCCCAAGCGUCGCAAGAUCGCCACCGAGCCGUUUCUUCCGAUUCCCGUCGCGAGGGGACGAAUAUCUUUUACUCGCCGCCUGCGGGAUGGCGACUUGGGCGCCUUUGAAGCGUCGUGCGUGGACGCUGCGCAGGUGCUGAAGUUCAGCGUGCGACAAGGCGUCCUGUUCAUGUCGUCCCGCCAGCGCAGCGCGGCGGCGCUCUCUUGUGCCAGCUUUGCUCUAAGGCCAAACGAGGCAGAAGAAGGCGCUGUGCGUAUCCUGGAGAUUGCCGGCGCAAGAUGCAAACGCGACAGCCCCGGCGACGUCUGGGCCGGGGCUGUCUUGACUCUGGCCUGUCGGGAUGGCCGCGUGUCGUUUGACAUGACCUUCAGCUUGCAUUGGAACGAGACGCCCUCGCCCUUUCUGCCAAUGCCAAAGUUGCAAGAUCGGAAAGCGACGAGCCGGCUCAUCGAUUAUUGCUGGCCCAGUGCGGAAGACCACGACGAGGGGGCCAGGUCGCCGAUGCACUUUUACGAAGCCGCACAUGUGCCCCCGAAAAACGACGAGCCUCUCCACAUUCUCGUCCCGGGCCUGGAAUCAAGCUUGUUCCCGUACCAGAACAGAACGCUGCAAUGGAUGCUGACAAGAGAAGGUGUGCAGUGGUCCCGGCCGGAAGAGAGGCUGCAGCUACUCCCGCAGAGGUUACAAUCUCCCUCAAUCAGCAGUUUCCGCUCGGUGCGGGACGCUGAUGGGAAGACGGUAUUUGUCAGCGACGUAUUUCAGACCGUCGCCAGAGACACGGAACUGUACGACACGGCAGCCGAAGGCGUGAAAGGCGGCAUUUUGGCGGAAGAGAUGGGCCUCGGGAAAACGCUGGAGGUUCUUGGGCUCAUUCUCCUGCAUAAAAGAGGAGUCGAUAUUCAAUGUCAAACUCAGCCAAGCGGAGUCAAGACGGACGGCGAUCUGGCAACGACGGGCGCCACCUUGAUUGUCACGCCAGAGUCCCUAAGACAGCAGUGGAUCACGGAAAUGGCAAGGCACGCCCCGAGUUUGCGCGUCAAACAUUACCAGGGAUGCAAAAAGCUGCGAGAUGGGGAUGAAGGGUCAGCCAUCCAGGAGCUCUGCGGGUACGACGUAGUCAUCACCACGUACUCCGUUCUGUCAGCCGAAGUUCAUUUUACGGUUGAGCCACCUGAGCGGUCUCGUCGAUACGAACGAGCGUACCAUCGGGCCACGUCGCCGCUGGUCAAGAUAUCCUGGUGGAGACUGUGCCUCGACGAGGCGCAAAUGAUAGAGAACGGAUACAGCCAGGCCGCGUCCGUUGCGCGCGUUCUGCCCCGUGUCAACGCUUGGGGGAUCACCGGAACGCCGGUAAAGGACGAUGUGAAGGAUCUUUUCGGUCUACUGUUGUUUUUGAAAUACGAGCCAUAUUGCUCGUCGCCGCAAACAUGGCAAGCGUUGACCGCUAGCAAUAAAAGCCUGUUCCAGCAGAUAUUCAACUCGAUAGCCUUGCGCCAUACAAAGGCACUAGUUCGGGACGAGAUUCAGCUCCCCGCCCAGAAGAGAUUCGUCGUCAGCAUGCCGUUUACCGCGGUUGAAGAGCAACACUACCAGUCGUUGUUCAAGCAAAUGGCUGGCGAGUGUGGACUCGAAGUCGAUGGCUCCCCCAAAGCAGAUGACUGGGACCCGGUGGAGUAUGAGGACGUCAUGAGGGUUUGGCUGAACCGCCUGCGGCAGACGACGCUUCAUCCCGAGGUGGGCACUUACAGCCGUCGUCUGCUGGGUUACAGCAAAGCGCGGCCCAUGAGGACCAUUGACGAAGUGCUCACUGCCAUGCUGGAGCAGAGCGAGAACGCCAUCAGGGCGGAUGAAAGGGCGUACCUGCAGACCCGCCUGAAUAGGGGCCAGCUGUACGAGAACGGACCGCGCGUCAAGGAAGCGUUGGAGCUGUGGCAGGAUGUGAGGAAGGAGACGGGGAGGCUUGUGGAGGAUGCCAGAGCAAAUCUCAAGGACAGCAUUCGAGAAGUUGGCGGAGAAGAAGCCGUGAGGAGGGCCGAGGACGAGGAGCGUGCUCGCGAGGCGCCCAAAUCAGAAGAUGGUGCCAAAUCAGAAGAAGGUGGUGGUGACGACGACGACGACGGUGAUGAUUUCCAUGAUGACGAUAACAAUGAUGAUGAGCCUGAAGAGUUUGGAAUGAAGGGCAAGAUUGGCGAAUGUCGGCGAAGGCUUCGAUCUGCGCUGGAGCUGCACCACCGAGCCGUGUUUUUCUGCGCAAACGCAUAUUUCCAAAUCAGGGAGAACAAGGAAAUGACGAGGCCGGGGUCGGAAGAGUUUGAACGCCUGAAACAGCUCGAAGACGGCGGCUACAACGAGGCAAAGGCGCUGAGGAGAGAGAUUCUCGGCGAGAGCAACAGGAAGGCGGGCCAGCUCAUGAGCAGAAUCGCGCGCAAGGCGUCCGCGCAGACGUUUGCGGAAAUCCCGGAGCUCUGCGCGAGCCCCCCCGCGGGAGGGAUCGAGAGCGGCCGCGUCGCGGACGACCUGGCGGUGCUGUACGGGGAGCUGAACGAGCAGGCAAACGUCAUUGACGAGUGGCGCGAGCAGGUGGUGCGGCUGCUGCUGCGCCCGCUGGUGGACGAGGACGACGGCGUCGAGACGACGGGCGAAGAGCUGGGCGACUCGGCCAAGAUGCAGGACCUGCUGAUGGUGUACGUGACGACGCUGCGGGCCGCCAUUGCCGACCGGCAGGACGCCAUAUCCGGCCAGACCAACGAGCUGGCCAGGCACGAGACGGAGACGAGCCUCCGGCUGGCCAAGGCCGGGGAAGGGCCCGCGCCGGAGAGGAUGGUGGAGAUGCUCCGGCACCGGGCGGCCGUCAAGCCGCCCAGGAGGGCGCACCUCUCCAUGCGGGCCGCCAUUGCCGAGUUUCGCCAGCUGCAGACGCGGCUUUCGCGCGACGCCUCAGCGACGGUGACGACGAUGACGGCGGCGAGCACGACGAGCUGCCGCGAGGCGGCCGAGGCCCGGAUCGCGGCGGACCAGCUCAAGGCCACGCAGGCCCUGCUCAACGAGCAGAACAAGGCGGCCCUGGCGCUCGAGUCGGAGAUUGAGGCCUUCAAGGCCGCCAUGAACGCGCGCCUCGAGUACUACCGCCAGCUGCAGGCGGUUUCCGACUCGGUGCUCCCGGCGCAGGGGCCCAAGACCGACGCCGCCGCCGCCAAGCUCCAGCAGGCAGAGGACGAGCUGCGCAAGAAGCUCUCCUCGGCCGAGGCCAAGCACCGCUAUCUUUUGAAUCUCAAGGAGGCCGGGAGCAGGUCCAACGAGCCGCGCGUCUGCGUCAUCUGCCAGACGGCCUUUGUGACGGGCGUCCUGACCGUCUGCGGGCACCAGUUCUGCAAGGAGUGCAUGAGGCUGUGGUUCAAGGCGCACCACAACUGCCCCAUCUGCAAGCGAGGUCUCAGGCCCUCCAACCUGCACGACAUUGCCAUCAAGCCGCAGCAGCUGCAGGUCCGGAGCGACCCCUCCGCCGGGGAUCGCGCCGGGGACCGCGCCGGGCCGGGCCGGGCCGUCAGCUCGCCCGCCCGGACGGCCAUCUACUCCGAGUUCAACGCCGACAAGCUGGCCGAGAUCAAAAACGUCGAGCUGGACGGGCCGUCCUUUACCACCAAGGUGGACACGCUGGUCCGGCACCUCCUGUGGCUGAGGGAGUCGGACCCUGCGGCCAAGUCGGUCGUUUUCUCCCAGUACCGCGACUUCCUCCACGUCCUCCGCAACGCCUUCCGACGCUUCCGCAUCGGCCACGCCUCGGUCGACGACGCCCACGGCAUCCAGACCUUCAAGGAGGACCCCGCGACCGAGGUGUUCCUGCUGCACGCGCGCGCCCACGCCAGCGGGCUCAACCUCGUCAACGCGAGCCACGUCUUCCUGUGCGAGCCGCUGCUGCACACGGCCCUCGAGCUGCAGGCCAUUGCGCGCGUCGACCGCAUCGGCCAGCAGCACGAGACCACCGUCUGGCUGUACCUCGUGUCCGGCACCGUCGAGGAGAGCAUCCACAACCUCUCUGUGCGGCGGCGCAUGCACCACAUGGGCGGCGGCGGCGGCGGCGGCGGCGGCGGCUGCUGCGACCUGCCCGACGCGCGCUUCGACGCCGCCAACACGCUGGAGCUGGAGCACGCGGCCCUCUCCAAGCUGAUGAGCAAGGACCGCUCGGCGGGCGAGAUGGUCGACAGGGGCGACCUGUGGGAGUGUCUGUUUGGGCGUGCUGCCGAGGAGCCGGGGGAAGCGGCGCGGGACGAUGCCACGGUGCAGGAGAAGGCUGUCAUGAGCUUCCUGGCGGCCGAGGCGGCCGAGCAAAGAGCGGCGGCCUGA